UGAUAUUUUUUGCGUUAGAUAUAGGAACUUUAGGCGCCUCUUUCGGUUCGCGCUGGUGCCCGCCACUUCCUCGCGCACUUUUCAGUGCGGUCGUACAGUUAUGGCAGGCACAGUUUGCCUCGUUAUCCUGGAGGAUGGCCAAAGAAAGAAGAUUUCGCUGCCAAACGGCGCCUACGCCGAAUUGCUGUUUGCUUUACGCUCUCUGACCGACAUCAAUGACACCACUCUGGUCCAGAUGUACGACGAGGAGCUUGAAGAUUACGUUGACUUGGAUAUGCACAGCAACAUCCAAAACAAGGCCAAAAUAAGAUUGGCACGGAGGAUAGCCCCUGAAAUGAAUCGUGCAGGCCCUGCGUUUGCUGUUCGAGGUGGAAGCAACACGGAAAUGACUCAGUCUAGUGCUGUUACAGAAUGUGCAGAGGAGGUGCAGCAUGUACAGUCUGUGCCGUUGGAGAAGGAGAAGGACUACUUAGAUUUUGUACUACCCUCUUUUGACCAUUACGAGGAAGUGCUUCGUAGAAAGGUCCCAAUUAAUUGUGCAGUGCGACGUGCCAUUAUCAACAAACUGUUUGCAGCUUGCUUCAAGAUAGCUUGGUGAG
Messenger RNA from Dermacentor albipictus, 599 nucleotides. The record is from RefSeq and is a predicted model, not a curated record. NCBI's taxonomy places the organism in Eukaryota, Metazoa, Arthropoda, Arachnida, Ixodida, Ixodidae.